This is a messenger RNA of Topomyia yanbarensis, 3690 nucleotides long. It is a transcript of the gene ksr, whose product is annotated as kinase suppressor of Ras 2. Gene Ontology annotation, biological process: protein phosphorylation. The transcript has 3 exons. Gene Ontology annotation, molecular function: protein kinase activity; ATP binding. The record is from RefSeq and is a predicted model, not a curated record. The coding region runs from base 573 to 3233 and encodes 886 amino acids. Lineage: Eukaryota; Metazoa; Arthropoda; Insecta; Diptera; Culicidae.
AUCUGGAAGGUUGGCACCCCUGACACCGGUGUCAAUCAACCGAAAACUCCAUAAGAAAAUAUUGAUUUUUUACUCUUUAAAAUAAGUUUAGAAAAACACAAUGUGGAAAUGCUUAAUGAGAACAAAACAAAAAAAUUAUUGAGGAAAUAUUGUGUUUUGUAAAUCAUCGCGUAGAAUAGUUGUCAGAAGUUACGAACCACUUUCUAUUCUAGUGUUAAAGGUAGUUCAAUGAGAAUCUGACAAAACCAGGUGGAAUAACCCUAUUCCUUAGCUCUCUGCAACAUCGAUUUCACAAUGGCUGAGAAAAAAAGUGACACAAUUUUAAACAAUGACAAUGAAAUAACUAUACGCAGAGGUCUGGACGUUAUACAAAGUAUGAUAGACAUAUCUGCAGAUCGUCUAGAAGGUCUGAGGACACAAUGUGCAACAAGCGCGGAGCUCACACAGCAAGAAAUACGUACUCUCGAAACAAAGUUAGUGAAAAUGUUCUCUGAAUUGCUUCUGACUAAGGCAAAACUGCCGGAAAGAUUGCCAAGCCGUGGACUUCCAACCGCCGGAAAUGAGCUCAGACAAUGGUUACGAGUUGUAGGAAACGGAAAUAUGGAAACCGAUUAAACUCGGCGUUUCGUCGUUUUGCAGUUUUGUGUUGUUUUUUUAUACUUGCAGGUUUGAGCACUGCAUCAUUAAAUGCUGUGAUACAAAAGGUUAAUUCAUUAGAACUAUUGCUCGACAAAAACGAUGUUGAGUUGCAGGAAAUAUUGGCGAACAAUAUUAAUGCUCGAGGGGAUGAACAUCGUCGUUUGGCUCGAGCAAUGAGCAAUCUAAAACGUUGCCGCGAUCAAUUGCAUUCCAAUGAACUGAAAGAGCCUAUGGAUUUGUAUUGGGAUUCUUGGGAUCGCCACCCAUUACAUCACCGUGCGUCACCUAGGAUCAGUCGUUCUCAGCCACGUGUCGGCAAUGUAUUCGUGCAAACCAUCUAUCGAAAUAAUGGAGUCGUUCAAAGUCCAAUAGAAAUCGCUCCUCCAGCAGCGGUCUCGUCAGACGUUUUAUCAGAACGGUUACUUCAUUCACAACAUGAGGAAGGUUCCACGUGUACGUUAACUCCAUCCCCAUCACCUCCCAAUUCACCAACGAACCUUAUGUUAGUAAAGCAAAUAAAGAAAGGAUUUCCUACCACUCCACCACCAAAAAAGAAGCAUCAAACACAUAUGCGACCAGCUGUGACACAACAACCACCGUUGCAUCAACAGCAGAUAUUACAGAAUAACAACUGUGUCAAUGGUGUUAAUCCAAAUGCUAACAGCGACCAGUUCGUGUUACUGACAAAAUCCAAAUCACACGAGUCACAGCUUUUGUCGAAUCAACCGCUACAGCUAACGGAAUCGGUCGUCAAUGUGAGUCAGCAAAAUAUGGCGCAUUCCAACAAUAUCAUAUCGAGCCUACAAUCACAGACAAAUAUUGGCAAUGGUAGUGUUGCAAUGCCUGGAGUACGCACGCGUCUUUAUACUGAACCAACGCCGGAUCAACAACAUUCCAACGAUCCCACAGAAAACACCAUAUCCUUAUUCCACAACUUAUCCAUUCCACCAAAGUCACCUUGCACACCCAUAAUAACAAGAGGAAUGGGUCAUAUGAUACAGCAUCGUUUCACCAAGAAGUUCAAGGUUACUAAAAGCACUUGCGAUUUAUGCAAUAAACAAAUGUUUUUCGGAUUCAAAUGUACAGAAUGUAAAUAUCGCUGCCAUAAGGAUUGUAAACCAAAUGUUCCGCCUUCUUGUGGGUUACCGCAAGAGUUUUUAGACGAAUUUAAGAAAAGCUUGCAAUCCGACACAUUAUUGCCGAAUGUGUCGCCGAAUCUUGGCAGUCGAGGAAUGUAUGCUAGAGAUCGGAAUCGUGUUCCUAUUCAUGGAAUUCACGGAGGUCCGGAUAGUAGCUCUGCUGGGUCUAGCUGCACUAGUUCUUCCCCCUCCAGUCCCGCGUUGCUUUCUUUGCCACCUCAAACUCCAGCGGCCUCUAAAUAUUCGCAAUUCAACUUUCCCGAAGUAUCCAGUGGACACAUCCCCAAUCACGUAACGGAUCGAGAUGGAAUAUUGAUCGAAACACAUCCCAUUAUUAAUAACGUUGGAGCGACUGGGGUUGAUCCUUCUAGCUAUGUCCAAAAAAAUCCAAAAUUACAGCUAUCACAGCUGCAGGAUACUCACCAAAGCAAUGAGAGCGAUAAAACUGGCUCUACCAGCGCAGCAAGCACAGAUUCUUCAUCUGAGCGCACACCGAUUCGUCUGGAUUCAACAGAGGAAAGAGAAAGCGACAACUGGCCAAGACAGAACAGCCUUUCAUUGAAGGAGUGGGAUAUUCCUUACGAUGAUUUAAAGUUACUUGAGAAAAUAGGUAAUGGUCGAUUCGGGACGGUUCAUCGUGCACUCUGGCAUGGUGAUGUAGCGGUUAAACUGUUUAAAGAAGAUUAUGUAGCGGACGAGCGAACCCUUGAAGCAUUUAAGUUAGAAGUGGCCACAUUUAAAAAGACUCGUCAUGAAAAUGUUGUGCUGUUCAUGGGCGCAUGCAUGAAGCCUCCCAGAUUAGCUAUUGUAACAUCACUCUGCAAAGGCAAUACCCUGUUUACACACAUUCACAUACGCAAAGAUAAAUUCAAUCUAAAUCGUACAACAAUUGUCGCGCAGCAAAUUUCGCAGGGCAUGGGAUAUUUACAUGCGCGAGGUAUUGUCCAUAAAGAUUUAAGAACGAAAAACAUUUUUCUUGAAAAUGGAAAAGUCAUAAUAGCUGAUUUUGGUCUUUUCAGUGCCACCAAACUAUUGUAUUGUGAUUUAGGAUUAGGUAUCCCAAGUGGUUGGUUGUGCUAUUUGGCCCCAGAGCUAAUGCGCAAACUUACCUCUUAUCGUCCUGUUGGAGGAGAUUUACCUUUCUCGAAGGCAUCGGAUAUUUUUGCUUUCGGAACUGUUUGGUAUGAAUUGCUCUGUGGUGAAUUUCCAUUCAAAUCUCAACCAUCCGAAUCGGUUAUAUGGCAAGUAGGUCGAGGAAUGAAGCAGACACUGGCAAAUCUUCAAGCUUCACGAGAUGUGAAAGACAUUUUAAUGGUCUGCUGGACCUAUCAAUCAGAUGAUAGACCUGACUUUGCGAAACUGCUGGGACUACUGGAACGAUUACCUAAAAAACGACUGGCUCGCUCUCCUUCCCAUCCAGUACAAUUAUCCCGUUCAGCCGAGUCAGUGUUUUAAAACAAUAAAUUGAGCUCUUUUCAUAAUUAUUAAGCUACGGAUACUUCAAAAUAAUACAGAAAUACAUUUUUGAUCUAUCUGUUUACCGAUCAUGGAGGAAAAAGUACUUUAAACUUCAGUUAGGAAUAGUUUGUAUUAAGAAUGAAACUUGUACAAUAUCAUGAAAUAUAACGAAGAAACCAAAUGUCCUCAAAUAUCAAAAAAUAUUGAAAAAGGGGGGUGGCGCAAACUGGUUAGACUUAACAAAAAAAAUGCUGAGUACCAAGUUGCCAGUAAAAACUUAAUCUGUACUCUCUAUAUAAGACGCUUAUACGGAGAAUAUAUUGAAUACAUUUAACGUAUGGAUAUAAAUAUGAAAUGUGGUUAAAAACAAAAAUCGUGCAGGAUAUUUGAUAGUAGGAUUAUUUUUCUCCGUAUUUGAUUUUUAUUGUAAGUUAUUAUUUGCCAAGUAUGAUAA